AUGUUAAAGUCUGCUCCCUGCGUGACAUUCAACAACGGCCUGAAAGUGCCCGUUCUUGGCCUUGGUACCUUCAAGGCCGGUCCAAACGAGGUGGGUGCUGCGGUUUCCACCGCUCUCGAGGCAGGUUACCGACAUAUCGACUGCGCAGCCCUCUACGACAACGAGGAAGAAAUCGGCAAGGCUCUGACCAAAACAUUCAACUCUGGCAUAGCGAAACGCGAGGAAGUUUUCAUCACAACCAAGCUGUGGAACACGGCGCAUCGAGUUGAAGAUGUGAGGCCGGCCUGUGAACAGAGCCUUAAAAGGCUCGGACUUUCAUACGUGGACUUGUACCUUAUGCAUUGGCCAGUUGCCUUUGGGGUGAGUUAA
Molecule: messenger RNA, 369 nt
Organism: Dibothriocephalus latus
Lineage: Eukaryota; Metazoa; Platyhelminthes; Cestoda; Diphyllobothriidea; Diphyllobothriidae
Source: the annotation of a GenBank genome assembly